Messenger RNA from Anopheles maculipalpis, 515 nucleotides. RefSeq lists its product as uncharacterized. Bases 9 to 503 code for a protein of 164 amino acids. The record is from RefSeq and is a predicted model, not a curated record. The transcript is spliced from 4 exons. NCBI's taxonomy places the organism in Eukaryota, Metazoa, Arthropoda, Insecta, Diptera, Culicidae.
CCGUCCAAAUGGGUGUUCCAACAACGGUGUACAUUCAUACCAACAUCUACAAUUAUAGCAACAAGUAUAAGAACCUAGAUCGAUUCCAGAAUGAUGUGAAAAGGUUCCUGCAAGAGUACGACAGGAUCGUGUUGCAUAAGGAUCUGUACAAGCUGGUUUUCAAAAGCUAUUUGCGGGAGAUUCGUUCGAAGGUUAAGAUCUUGUUGAAUAAGUUCGAAGCAACACCGCUGAAUGAUGGAAGUACCCGACCGGAGAAGGAAAUGAUGUGUUGUGGACUAACGUUUACUGACAACGAGCAAUUCCGUAAGCAUUACAAAGCUGUCCACAAUGAAGCGUUCCUUGUGUACCCAAACAUGCUGGAGCUAAAAUCUGCUUUUGCUAAGCUAGAUCAUAUGAGGCAUCGGUUGGACGAGUACACACGAUUUGGCAAAGAGUACACGUGUACGAUGCUGGUGGACUUGAAGAGAAUAGCGAAGAAGAUUUCUUGUACCUUGAAGUUUUAAAAUAAAAUCGAA